Molecule: messenger RNA, 1001 nt
Organism: Diaporthe batatas
Lineage: Eukaryota; Fungi; Ascomycota; Sordariomycetes; Diaporthales; Diaporthaceae
Exons: 5
Coding region: 1-645 (214 amino acids)
Molecular function (GO): phosphatidylcholine lysophospholipase A1 activity
Source: RefSeq, a predicted model, not a curated record
AUGCAGGUCUCCAAGAUUGUUGUGGCGGCGGCUUCAGCCCUCUUCAGCUGCGGCAUGGCCCAGAACAAGCUGCGUAUCAUGCCAUUGGGCGAUAGUAUCACUGAAAUAACUUGCUGGCGUGCUUACGUCUGGGACGAUCUCACGGCUGCCAAUCUGUCGAGCCAUGUGCAGUACACUCAAUCUUGGGAUCAACAUAACGAGGCCCACUCUGGCUGGCUGGCUAUUGACAUUGCUAACAACUACAUCGGAACCUGGAUAAAGAACACGCCGGCGGAUAUCGUGAUGUUCAUGGGUGGCACCAACGACGCUACAAGGGGGUAUCCUACUUCGCAAAUUCUUGCUGCCUACACCAAGAUCGUACAGACGGUCCGCGCGUCCAAUCCCAAGGCCAAGUUUAUCGUUGAUAAGGUCAUCCCCCUAUCCUUUAAUAACAACGCCAUCGUCUCCAUCAACGACGCAAUUCCUUCCUGGGCUGCUGGUCUGAAUAGCACUGAGUCUCCCAUAGUCAUUGCGGACUGUUACACUGGGUUCACAUCCAACAUGCUGAGGGAUGGCGUUCACCCGAACGAACAGGGUGACAGGCUUAUCCAGUCCCGAGUCUCGCCGCACUUACUCAAUUAUGUCAAGCAGUCCCUGGGUGUCUGAGAUAUUUAGCAGUCAAGGGAGGAGUCGUCUUUGGCAGGUCGACUACUUUAAAACAUGGUUGUCACGACCUCGGGAUUCAACCCUCUUGUUGGUUGGGCUGCCGGUCUCACUGACUGCCCGUUCACGACUUUCAAAUGUUGCCAAGGAGUGCAGUGGAAGAAAUACAUACGUGGUGGGGCUUGGGUGUACCCUCUCUUCGAAAAUAACCAACAUCUUGUUUGAUAUGUCAGCAUUUUUCUCACGUACGGCAGCCUGAAACUGCUAUCCAAUCAAGGUCCCUGAUAUUGACUCACAAUGAAUCCAUUGUCCUGCUUUACAAGGCAGUGUUGGUCAUAUGACUCUAUUUUGACAGGUAC